Molecule: messenger RNA, 626 nt
Organism: Caenorhabditis auriculariae
Lineage: Eukaryota; Metazoa; Nematoda; Chromadorea; Rhabditida; Rhabditidae
Source: the annotation of a GenBank genome assembly
AUGAUCACGGCUUCUGCGGAUUCCCAAGAACAUGAGGAGAGGACCGGUAAUUCGUCGACGGCUCCUUGGGUUUUUAUUGCCGACUACAUUCUGAUAAAUCAUUUUGAGGGCAACGACGACUACAGUUUGUGAGGGAAAAGAGAGCGCAGACAGGUCAGACUUAUUCAAGUCUCGUUGAAUGAGUUAAACAACCUUAUUCAAACUUGAAUCUUUCUGCUGAACCCUUUUCCGUUCGGAAUUAAUUAUUAAUGCCCUUGAAGGCGCAGAUGACGUUCAUAAACUGAAAUAACACUGAAGAGAGCUCUUUGCCUUGAUCUCGAAAUCUUGACUUUCCCAAGUCGAUUGAGAAGAAUGACGGCUUCUGGAGCUCUCCAAGAAGGGGAGGAGGGGACCGGAAGUCGUCGAUCGAUCCUUGGGCUCUCAUCGCCGACGAAAUUCUGAUGAACCUUUUUGAGGAAAACGACGACUACAGUUUGUGAGGGAAAAGAGAGCGCAGACUUGUCAGACCUUUUCAAUUCAUCUUGAGCAAGCUGUACAGACGUAACCGACCUCAGAUCUUCCUGCCCAACAUUUGCUCUUUGCCUCAAACUAAAACCAGACUUCCUAACGUUGAUGGAGAAAAGUGA